This is a messenger RNA of Dermacentor silvarum, 471 nucleotides long. Its product is annotated as serine/arginine repetitive matrix protein 1-like. The annotation marks the transcript as partial. The transcript has 3 exons. The record is from RefSeq and is a predicted model, not a curated record. NCBI's taxonomy places the organism in Eukaryota, Metazoa, Arthropoda, Arachnida, Ixodida, Ixodidae.
AUGAGAAUGAAAGGAGACAAGGAAUGUAAGAGAAGACUAAAGCCCCAAGCACUCCCCGGUGCCUUCAUCGAAACGCGUAAUAAGAACCCUUGGAAAGACACACCCAAGCAGCCACCACCAGGACCAAGAUGGCUGAGCUCGGAUGACUCGGAGGACGAAGAGGAGGAAUGGCCUUCGCUGCACAGAAAACACAAGACAAAACCCAGAGGUGAAUCACGAUUGAGAUCCCGCACCAGAACAUCAAAUCCAGCCAACCCGAAGAGUUCCAAAAAGGCAUCACGCUCCCGGUCCCGGUCAAGAUCGAGCAGAACAGACGAGGACAUCGAUAACCACCGCCCCAAACCCCACUACCCGCAGCUCAACACUAGGCCCAGGGCUCCAGGGAACAAGCCGGAGAACACAGAUCACACAAAGCUCAACACUAGGCCCAGGGCUCCAGGGAACAAGUCGGAGAAUACAGAUCACACAAAG